This is a messenger RNA of Styela clava, 944 nucleotides long. RefSeq lists its product as uncharacterized. NCBI's taxonomy places the organism in Eukaryota, Metazoa, Chordata, Ascidiacea, Stolidobranchia, Styelidae. The record is from RefSeq and is a predicted model, not a curated record.
ACUAACAAUUAGCAUUGUUAGAUUUUCAGUUCCUAAUAAUUAAGAGACUAUUACUAGAUAAAAUGAAAAUCUCAGUUAUUAUCUUAUUAGUCGUCUGUGUGACAUCAUCGCAUGCCUUUACGUUAGAUUUCCUCAGAGCUCGUCUUUCUUCUAUGGUGAACUCAGCAAAAAAAUGUUACGUCGGAGAAGAUGAAAAAUACAAGAGCACUAAAUGCAAGAUCGACGGAUCAGCUGCAUGCGUAACGAAACUACUUUUUCCCGCCGAUCAAGACCAGUCAGCAAUAGUCACAAAAUCUUGUAUGGAAAAAAACGAAUGCAUGCAACUUUCGGAUAAAAACAAGGAAUUGUGUCCUAAUGAUGAGUCUGCAGAAGGAGAAAGAGUGUGCUACUACUGCUGUUUUACCGAUGAUUGUAAUCAAGAGAUAAAAAUCAAAAUUGUUUCCAAAGACGAUUAAAACACUUUAUGAUAUAUUUUUGUUGACAACAUUUGUUUAUAUUACAUUCACACUUGUUAGGGGCAUUUCUUUAUGUACAACGGCGCGUGGAAGCGCUACUGAAUUUUAUAGUUUUUUUUUAGCUUAGAAUUCUGCAUAUAUUAAUAAAAAAAAUGUCACUAUUCACUGCAAACAAAAAUGGGAAAUUUUAAGAUGUUUGCACAAUAAUUGAUUACCUUGAAUAUCUUAUAUGAUGAAUUCUGAUUGUGUAUUUUCUAUGAUUAGUGAUCAAGUAAGUUGUAGAUGUACCGAUCAACUGUGUUUUAUAUAUUAAUAAAUAUAUAUAUAAAAAAGAAUUCUGCAUGUUUCGUUAUUGCCUAAUUUAACUGUUUCUAAAUGUGAUGAAGCACUACAAGUUUUUUUCUCAUGUUUUUGCAUGUUUAUUGUGUACUUUUAUCAAUCAAUCAUAAAUGCAAAAAAGCAAUUACAAUAUUAAAUGUCCGAAAAGAA